GGUGCGGCCUGACGGCCUGGAGGGUAGUGUGCUUCCCGCUCGCGGGGCCGGGCUUGGGCGGAUCAGCGGAGCCCGGCGGGGUUUGGAACCCGGAGGCCCGAGCGGCUGCGCACGUUGCGGCGUUGGGGGCGGGACAGAGGGCGAGCACGGAGCGGGUGGACGGAGAGGAAGAGCCCUGCGGAGACGCUGGGAUCCUGCGGGGCGCCGCUGCGCCGACUUGACGUAGCCAAGGCAAAAGCCAGGGAACACGCGGACAGGGCGAUAGAAAUUAGCCAAAAUGAAACACGGAAAAGAGGACCAUGUCUUAUGUUGAAGUCUUCAGAUGGCGUGUGAGGCAGAGCGCAGUCCCUUGGGCAUGUUCGAGUGCCAGCUCUGUGCCUUAACAGCCCCUUACAGCUACGUGGGGCAGCGGCCCCCCAACACCCAGUCCAUUGUGCUCCUGGAGGAGAGCUACGUCAUGAAGGACCCCUUCACCUCCGACAAGGACAGGUUCCUGAUCCUCGGCUCCAGAUGCAGUCUGUGCGGCAGGCUGGUGUGCGUGGGCCCGGAAUGCAGUCUGUUUUACUCCAGGAGGUUCUGCCUCCCCUGUGCCCAGGAGAACGCUGCUGCUUUCCCUCCGGUAGUUCAGCAAGAUUUGGAGAAAAAGAAAAGCCCACCCAAGAGGCCUUCCAGCCAGCACGGCUCUCGGACGUGAGCGCAGCAGGGAACCGGGUCCGCAGUCGUGCCCGCCCUGCACCCGGCCCCCGCUUGCGGGCUUCUGCGGCCUGGGGCAGAGAUGGGGCCGUGCCUGGCGCUGUUUCUGGGCCACGGGAGGCAGUGUCUGC
Messenger RNA from Phacochoerus africanus (Common warthog), 824 nucleotides. It is a transcript of the gene CDPF1, whose product is annotated as cysteine rich DPF motif domain containing 1. The record is from RefSeq and is a predicted model, not a curated record. The transcript has 4 exons. Lineage: Eukaryota; Metazoa; Chordata; Mammalia; Artiodactyla; Suidae. Bases 323 to 694 code for a protein of 123 amino acids.